Schistocerca nitens (vagrant locust) is the source of this 6651-nucleotide messenger RNA. It is a transcript of the gene mthl5, whose product is annotated as probable G-protein coupled receptor Mth-like 5. The transcript is spliced from 5 exons. Lineage: Eukaryota; Metazoa; Arthropoda; Insecta; Orthoptera; Acrididae. The record is from RefSeq and is a predicted model, not a curated record. The coding region runs from base 36 to 1376 and encodes 446 amino acids.
UUUAAUGCCAGUUGUUGGGGAAGCUAGUUACCGCCAUGCCACUCUUAAUAAUUUUGCUCCUGACAGCGUUGGCGACGCUAACCGGAAACGGGAAUGCAACAGCUACCGACAAUAUCCACAAACAAAAUCUGCUACGCUGUUGCUAUACAGAAUCUUAUCGCUGCAAGGACAACGCUACUUGGACACCUCCUCAGGGAUUUUCGCUCAUCGACGGCGUCCCACAGUGUGGCCCACGCUCCCUAUGGCCAGUCUUCCACCAGCCGAAAUCUCUGGACAGAUUGUAUCUUCUUCCGCAGGGCAUCCUACGACAUAUAGCCCUAAAUCACGCCGAGCAACAGGUCGAUCUAGAGGAAAAUGAAUAUGCUGGCGCCCUCCAUGUGGAUUACAAGCCCGGACAAUUCUGUCUAGACAGGGUGAUAAAUGAGGAAAAACGUCUACAAGUAAAUUAUGCUGUAAUAUGUGCACCCGAUGUGAAAGGAUCUCAAAUAAAUGGAACAACUCAUCUGUGGAGACACAUUUUGGACCCUGCCGGUCAUGCCCUUAAUAUUGCUUGUCUCUUAAGUGUUGCUGUCAUCUACUUUGUGAUUCCUGCACUGCGUGAUCUUGUAGGAAAUAUACUGACAACAAUGGCAAUGUGCAUGUUAGCCUCACAGGCUGCAGAGCUCGUGGCAUCAGUAACCCGAUUUUCAGCACAUGUCUCAUUAGUUGCAGCAGAUAUUGUGGCAUAUUCUGCUCUCAUGGCUGCUGCCUUUUGGCUCAAUACAAUGGGGUAUUACAUCUGGAGAACUUUCAGGUCACGGAAUGUGUUCUUGCGUGUGACAGAUGGGAGAAAAUACUGCUACUAUUCCACUUAUUCUUGGUGUUGCACAGCUGUAAUGACUGCAGUAGCAGUUUUUGCACAUUACAUUCUGGAAUCUGGACAAAGAAAACUGACUGACAGUUCUAUAGGAUGGCUCGGUGUGUCUGUAAUUUUCACAGCAGUUGGAUUCACCAUCCUAGUGAACAUUUACUUCUAUGUAACAACAGGUCAUGCAAUUAGCAGGAUGUCAACAUAUGGAAGAAUACAUCAUAAAAUGAAAUAUAGCUUUGAGAUGUUCGUCCAGCUAUUUCUGGUUCUCUGUAUCAGCUGGCUCUUCAAGGGCCUAUCACGCUUGCCAUAUGAUGCUCUAUUCUAUUGUUAUGUUGUGGUCAAUGCACUCCUGGGACCACUUGUUGUUUAUGUUGUGAUUUGCAACCAACAUAGGGUAACAUCUCAGUUAAGAGCUUUAUGUUGCUGUCCUUGUUGUAAAGCAAGUGAAGUGGAUGACUCUCCUGAAUGGGGUGAAGAACUUACCCGUAUGACAGGAGUAGGUGGCAUGACUGUAACCCAGUGCUGACACUUCCUAACUCUAAGUUUUUUUUCCUCUCUCUCCUGCAAAUGCUGUUAUUGGGACCAAUAAUGUACACAGUACUAAGUUGCAGAAAUGUAACUCGCAUGUAAUCUAGUCAUUUGUAAUUAAGAACUAAUUUUAUAUUUACUACACCUUUGGCUUUUUUUCUGCUUAUUAUAAUUAUCUGAAAUUGAAUGAAAUUAUUUUCCUACCAUUCAGAAAGACUCACAUGCAAUGUUAUUGAUAUGUACACCUUACAAAAGUUUCUUUAGUAGCGACUGUUUUGCUAAUGUAACAUUCCAUAAAUGUAUACAACCAUUAUACAAGGGUAAAAUUGUUUUAAGCCUAAUUGAUGUGCCACUUUCAGAUCACUGUGAAAGGGAUUUUUCCUUGUUAUGUUCAUAAAAAUAAGUAUCUGCUACCUUCGUUAAGGAAUCAAAAUCUAACAAAGAAAUUAGAUGAAGGCAUCCAACUGUGAUACCUACACGACAAUUAAAUUCAGAAAAGUAAAGAAAAUCAUACGUUGUUGAGAGAGUAAGACUUAACAUUAAAAAAAAUUACAAGUCUUCCACUGAGAUGCUUUUAUAAGACUUCGUUCUAGUAGGCAUCACUACCUAUUAGAGGGCAGAGUUUUCCUCCAUUAAAAGUUUCCCCAUCAGUUUCAUAAUGUUCCUCACUACACUUUUCUUCCUCAAACUUUAUAAUGACACUCAAAAGUAAUAACUUAUGUCAAAAGUAUAUUUUUAUAAUGAAAUCUAAUAUGUCUUCCCACAAUCAUGAGCAGUAAUAUACUUAAUGUCACACCUACUCUCAAUGACAAGAGUCAAUGCCAGCAACUAUUCUCGGCUCUGGCACAAUGUACUUUAUAUAAAUAAAAAUGGGUGAAAAAGAUAACUUCGCUUUCGAUACAGGGUGUGUGUGUGUGUGUGUGUGUGUGUGUGUGUGUGUGUUUUGCCAUAUGUUGUAAGUAGCACCUGAUAUUAUUAAAAGUAUUAUGAUUUUUUAUUUGUUUUAUGAGUCUGUGAUUUGAUGGCUUACUGCCAUGAAUAGAGAGAAUCUCAAUAAAGUACUAUGUAUUCAAGUGGCAGCUUAGUUUUGUAGUUUUAGUAGUAGAUUUCUGUUCAUAGGCUGACACUUUAUUUGACUAUAUUUUACACCGUUUUAUAUUUGUAACGUAACUUGCAACAACAUCAUUUGUAGACUUUGCACUGAAUGUUUGUAUGCACCUCACUAUUUCAGUUACUCAAAUGGUUUCUUCCUACAAAUUGUAAUUGUUGCACAAUUUCUAGAACAGCAUGUGUUACUUCUAAAACCUUUUUGAUAUACAAGAUUAGUGACCAGGUUGUGUAUUUAGAUCGGACAAUUAUCAGACAGGUUCUGUUUUUAGAUCAGAUGACAUUUAUUUCUACAACAAAAAGGAUGUAAUUUAGCAAUCGGCUGAACAUACAGACACAUACAUAUGUUAUACUUUGGAUGAACUGUACUAUGAACUAUUAAAGAAAAAAAGACAAUUGUUACAGCUUAGUUCAUCUGAACACACCCAUGUAAUGCUGGUUUUCAUUGGUUUUAUUGUAAAGGUCAUUGUUGCUAACAGCUGUUAAAGUAAUCAAACCAGGGAAAGGAAAUAUAUUGAAUGUUAAAUGGUUGAAUUUAUACAAGAUAGAAGAUCUGCAAGCUUCAGUGAAUGAUGUCAGAUUUCAUGAGGUUUAUGUGAUGAUAAAACUUUAUUUAUGACUUGUGACUUUUGCAUAUGUUGAGGAACAGAAAAAUUCUCUAAUGAUAUUUAAUCAUUUGUUCUCAUCUUUAACUUUCCUUCAACUUAUUAUUAGUAAUACCCUUUUUCUCCUGACACAGAAUUCAAAGAAUCAAGAUCUGUAAAAGCAGUCCUCAACCUGAAUUUUUACUUUAUUUUUUUUUUUUUACCUGCACAGUGAUGAGGGAGACACAUUCACUCAGUAACUGUUGUAACACUGUUGACAGAUGACCUAAUAGGUAAACAAAUGUUGCAUCUCGAGUUCCCCAAUCAUUCUAUACAAAAAUUUUUGAGGAGACAGAAACAAAGCCUGAUCAUCCUCCUUAGAGCCCGGACUUAUCACCCUGCGAAGGAAAUAUAUACAGGCGUCAGUAAGGUAAAAAAGUUUUUUCUCCAUAUUAUCUUCCUUAUGAGGCUGUAUUUAGUAAUUUUCAGAUUUUAGCUUUCAUUUCUGACCUACCUUGUAGCUUAGCCCGCAGCUCACGAUUAGUUCACUGGAAUUUGAAUAUAAUUCAUCCAAUUCAUCUGAUCCAUUCUUUCCCGCGCAGCUCUCUCAAGCAAUGUCUGAAGUACCAUUUCCUUAACUCAAGUACAUGAAUCUAACUCAUACUCGCUAUCAAUACCUUCUUCCGUCUAACAACAGAAGAUAAAGAUCCGUAUGUGUUGUUGAGAGAGAGAGAGAGAGAGAGAGAGAGAGAGAGAUUUAAUGUUUCCUCUCUACAGUUUAUUCCAUUGUCUGAUUUAUAUAAAACAACUGCUUAGAAUGCAGUGAAGCUAGAUACAACCAGAACUGACACACAGCAAAAACGAGAAGCUGCAAGCUAUGUUAGUAAUAUCAAAUACAGCAAUUUUGUAAUUUUUAUCUGACUUCUUACUCUAGUACUACAUCAGGAAAACAACUGGAGUACUUUCAGAGCUAUGUUCUAAUUAUGUUCAUACUGCCAUUAAUUUAUAAAUCACAGUUAUUUAAAAAAAUUAUUUUUCGAGUUAAUCCACUCAGGAACCACCAUAACUCUCUUCCUUAUAAUGAAGAAUAUGUGAAUAAUGAACAGCGGUCCCCCCCCCCCCCCUCCCCCUGAGGGAAGGGAGUUACAAAAUAUUUUCAUGUGUCACUGAGAUCCUAAGAUCUCCAUGGAUGCAAUGCACUCAUGCAGUAUGACUAGUCACUACAACUGUUAAAUUGAUUCAUAGACAGAACUUUCUAAGAUACAAGAGCUGUUCCAUUUAAUAUAUAGUUGAGGACAACUGCACUGUUAUUUAUGCCACUACAAUAAGAUUUUCUACCUCACAGAAAAUGAACAACCACUGACUGAUACUUAGAAAAAACAAGUAAUAUUUUAGAAACCCUUUCACACUGCACUCUCCUGCACUAUGUUGCCAAAAGAACAGCUGGAGUAGUAAAUAAAGGAAAUUGCAAGCACAAAAUAGGAAGUUAUAAUAUAUGUUUCCCUGCCAACAAAUUGCAGUCAUUGACUUCAGUGCUAAAGUCUUCAUGAAAACUUCUCUCAACAUAACUUACAAUGCAGUAUUGCACACUAUUCAUAUCUGCAAAAAUGAAUGACUUUUCCAAAACCAAAAUGAAGUUCAGUAGUCUUCACAUAAAAGCCAUGAAUUCUCCUUAGGUCUCUUUAGUUCUACAAAACAUGAAAAAUUUAUGGACAGAGUUAUACUUUCAAUAAUACGAGGCCAGAUAAAAUAUAAAAUAUAAGCGGGAUUUUUUAUUUAAAUUCAUUUAUUGAAAAACUCAAAGCAAUUAUAAUUAUUCCACAUAGCCUCCUGCUUUGGAAAUGCAUUUGUCCCAGCGUAUUGGCAGAUUUUUGAUGCCCUCAUCACAAAAAGGACUUGGUCGUGUCACCAGCCAGUUGCGCACGAAGCCUUCCACACUCUCAUCAUCUUCAAAUCGUCGCCCUCCUAGAGCUUCUUUAAGCAGUGCAAAUGAAUGGAAAUCGCAGGGUGAUAAGUCCGGGCUCUAAGGAGGAUGAUCAGGCUUAGUCCAGUGCAUUUCCUGUAGCUUGGAGACAGUUAGAGCUGCAGUACGGGGUUGUGCAGUGUCGUGGAGGAGGAUGACCUGCCGAAUCGACUGGUCUUGUCUUUUGCGACAAUAUGCAGCUCUCGCUGCCUUGUUCAACAGUUUGCAGUAGUAAGCAGCAUUGAUUGUGCAUCGCUCAUGCAAAAAAUCAAUCAGCAAAAUGCCUCGCUGAUCUUUCAAUCGAAAGAACCUUGCCAGCUGAGAUUCGAGUCUUGUCUUUCACUGAUGCUGCUUCCUCUUUCCUCCACCACCCCUUACUGGUUUGUUUGGAUUCUGGAGUGUAAUGGUGAAACCAUGUUUUGUCGCAGUGACUUAAAAAUGCAUCACCUUCUUCCGCAAACCUUGCUGUAAGCCUCUGACAGACCUCCAAACGUCUCAACUUCAGAUCUUCAGUCAAAAGUUUAGGGAUUCAUCUGGAACACACUUUACGGAACUGUAGGUCAUUUGUGGUGAUUGCUUGACAGCUCGCAUAACUGAGACCAACUUUGUGCAAUUUCUCAUACUCUCUCCCGUCGAUCAUCGUCAACAAUGUCUUUAACCGCGCAAAUGUUUUUGUCUGUAAUGCUAGACCUAGGACGGCAAUCAUGUUGCUGACUGUCCACUUGUUCUUGUCCUUCCUUGAACUUCUCAUGACAGGUAAACACAGGCGUCCUUGAUAAUGUUUUAUCAACAAACUGUGCAGUCAAUCCUUGGCAAAUUUCCACCACUGUAACUCCUUCACGAGCAAGAAAUUUGAUAAUUAUACGUUGCGCAAUGGAAGGGUGCACCUGUUGCUCAGACAUUGUGAGCGUUACUGACAAAACGGUGAGAAAUAUCUAACAGCAAGUUCUCCUCACUUCUAACGGUCCCGCCUAAGCAUAGCAGAAGUGCGGGGCCAGUCCUGCCAACUGUUGAUAUUCAGGAACAAAAAUCCCAAUUGUAUUUCAUCCCCCCUCGUAUAUCUGUCCUUAUAUUACUGUUUUCAUGAGGCAGUGGAAAGUGGUAGUGCUUGCAGCUUCUUGUGUAUAUAAAGCUGAUUUAAAAUGAAGAUGCUUACUAAUGUUUUAGAGCUCAACUCUCACUACUUUUUAAGCAGAACUAAUAUAAAUCAAGAAAAAAAAUAAGUGUCAACUGCCUAACUGAUAAUAAUAAUUGUCACCAUUUAUCUUGUCAAUUUCAAAUAUAGUUGAACAACAAAAGUGAGCUGUAAAAAGAGGCUAAUUUGGGAAAAACAAUAUAUUCUUUAAGGCACAUACCCAACAAACCUCGCCAAGACUUGUGUAUACAAUUACUCUGUGAAUGUAUUUCAUAACAACAUCGGUAGAAAAUUACUGAAUGGGCAAAACUUGUGCAGAACUUAAUCUGUGCCCUGUAGGAAGCUUUUCAGAUAAGAUCAUUUUUAAUGUAAUAUAUUCUGUAUUUGUUUGGCAAUACUCAAAUUACGAACUGUGCAAUCACAAUAAACCAUGGUAACUACAUCAUGUACUUUUGUAAAGUGACUGCUCUGACUCCAUCAAAUA